AGUCAGUUGGGCUCCUUGGAGAGUCUGUACGUGUGCUUUCCGGCCUUUGUGCUCUCACCACCAACCUGAAGAAUAGCAUUGUUGUUGCCGCCAUUUCCUCCACCGCCAUGCCGACCCGCACCAUGAACCCCUUUGCGACCUCCAACCCCUCUCCCGCCCUGGAUGCCAUAAACGAAAAGACGGAUACACAGCGCCGCCAGUCCUUCACCAAAGGCAACAAGCUUGCAUCCCUCUUCGGCGGAGGUUCGCCCAGGACCCGCAGCGAAGCCGCUGCCCUGCAGGCCGCCAUCCUCGCUCAACAGCAGGCCCUUCAGCGCUCGCCCUCUCCACAGCUCAAUUCAACCUCCCCCCUUCUACCCACUAUCAACCUCACAACCGCGACGGGCGAGAAGCAGCCUUCGGAGACGCGCACCCUCCUCCAACCCCCUUCUCCUGAAGAGGCUCGCAAGAUUGCAAAGGCACACGCACAAUUCGGGCCCCUGGGAUCCCCUAAACACCGUUAUGUCAGUAAACAUGUCGGAGAGUUUGCGGAGCCAAUCGAGGACACGCCGCCCAUGUACUUUCUUAUCACCACUUACAUCAGCUACCUAAUCUUAAUCGUAUUUGGCCAUGUUCGCGACUUCUUCGGGAAGCGCUUCAGGAAGCAGCACUACAGCCAUUUGGCCGAGCAGGAUGGAUAUGCUCCCUUGAACAGCGAUUUCGACAACUUCUACACGCGGAGACUGAAGAUGAGGAUCAAUGAUUGCUUUUCACGACCUACCACCGGUGUCCCCGGCCGCUUCAUCACCCUGCUGGAUCGCAAGUCGGACGAUGGGAACAAUACCUUCAAGCUUCUGGGGACCACCACCGAGACCCUUAAUAUGAGCUCAUACAACUACCUGGGGUUCGCCCAGUCCGAAGGCCCCUGUGCCGAUGCCACCGAGGUCAUCAUCAAAAAGUAUGGCGUCAGCGUAGCCAGUCCCAGGUCCGAUUCUGGCACGUCCGAUUUGACCUUGGAAGUCGAAGAUCUAGUGGCCAAGUUCGUCGGGAAGCCUGCCUCCAUGGUCUUCUCCAUGGGCUUCGUCACCAAUGCGACCGCAUUCCCCACUCUCGUUGGCAAGGGCUCUCUGAUAAUAUCAGACCAGUAUAAUCAUGCCUCUAUCCGCUAUGGUGCCCGCCUCUCGGGUGCCAUGAUUCAGAUGUUCAAGCACAACGACAUGCGAGACCUGGAAAGCCGACUUCGCAAAAUGAUUGCUCAGGGCCAGCCUCGCACCCACCGUCCUUGGAAGAAGAUCUUGGUUGUUGUUGAAGGUCUGUACUCCAUGGAAGGGACCAUGUGCAAUCUCCCUGCUUUGAUCGAGCUCAAGAAGAAGUACAAGUUCAAUCUGUUCGUCGACGAGGCUCACUCCGUUGGUGCGCUGGGACCUCGCGGCCGUGGCGUCUGCGACUACUUCGGCGUUGAUCCUUCCGAGGUGGACAUCCUGAUGGGCACGCUGACCAAGUCGUUCGGCGCCAACGGCGGUUACAUCGCGGCAGAGAAGUCCAUCAUCGAUAAACUGAGGACCCAGAACGCAGCCAUGCUCUUUGGAGAAUCGCCUUCCCCAGCCGUGCUCGUCCAGAUUGCAUCCUCUCUACGCAUCAUCACCGGCGAGCUCGUUCCCGGAGAAGGCGAGGAGAGACUUCAGCGUCUCGCAUUCAACUCGCGGUAUCUCCGCUUAGGUCUCAAGCGACUGGGCUUCAUCGUCUACGGCCACGACGACUCGCCCAUCAUCCCCGUCCUCCUCUACAAUCCCGCCAAAAUGCCCGCCUUUUCACAUGAAAUGCUCAAGCGUAAGAUUUCGGUUGUCGUGGUCGGAUACCCCGCUACCCCGCUCGUCGAGUCCCGAGCACGGUUCUGCGUCUCUGCGGCCCAUACCAAGGAUGAUCUUGACCGUAUGCUGGCUGCUUGCGACGAGGUGGGUGACCUCCUGCAGCUGAAGUUCAGCAGCGGGAUUGCGGGUGGGGCUGCUCCGGAGGAUUUGCCUCGUAAUGAGUAUGCGAUGGAGAGGUCGAGGUCGAAGCCGAAUCCCCCCCGGUGGCGGUUGCAGGAUGUGCUAAGGGCGGGAGUGGAGGAUGUUCAGUUGCCUCUGAGAUAGAUGCAUGCGGAUGGGAGGUGGGGUGGGAGGACGCUUCACUUUUGCCUUGCGCGUCGUGGGCCGCUGCAUGUGACAGCCUCGUUGCCUUCCCAACGGGCCGAGGGGUCGGUUGUGAGGCAACGUCAUUCCGGCAUGUUCUUGUUCUUGUGCUUCCUCGUCUCGCUUGUCAAUUGUAUCGUAGCGGCAGCGCCAGCAUGUAUGCAUAAUUAUAGC
Westerdykella ornata is the source of this 2327-nucleotide messenger RNA. Its product is annotated as serine palmitoyltransferase 2. Gene Ontology annotation, molecular function: serine C-palmitoyltransferase activity; pyridoxal phosphate binding. Gene Ontology annotation, cellular component: serine palmitoyltransferase complex. Lineage: Eukaryota; Fungi; Ascomycota; Dothideomycetes; Pleosporales; Sporormiaceae. The transcript has a single exon. The record is from RefSeq and is a predicted model, not a curated record. The coding region runs from base 108 to 2114 and encodes 668 amino acids. Gene Ontology annotation, biological process: ceramide biosynthetic process; sphingosine biosynthetic process.